This is a messenger RNA of Hyaloscypha bicolor E, 2438 nucleotides long. Its product is annotated as MFS sugar transporter-like protein. The record is from RefSeq and is a predicted model, not a curated record. Lineage: Eukaryota; Fungi; Ascomycota; Leotiomycetes; Helotiales; Hyaloscyphaceae. The transcript is spliced from 11 exons. Gene Ontology annotation, biological process: transmembrane transport. The coding region runs from base 37 to 2214 and encodes 725 amino acids. Gene Ontology annotation, cellular component: membrane. Gene Ontology annotation, molecular function: myo-inositol:proton symporter activity.
CGACGCUAGCCACAGGCAAGGCAAACGGCCUGCAAAAUGUGUACCACCUGGAAUCCAAGCAGAAGCGGCAGAAAACGACCUGGGACCCCUGCAACCGGCGAAGUUUAUAACAACCUUGCAUCCCUCCCCCGCUCUGGAAUCUGGACAAAAUCGAGCAUCGCCGAUGAAUGUUCGAGAUCAUCACAGCAUUUCCAGCGGGGGCGAGGUUCUACAAUGCCUGGCUCCAAGCCGAGUGUCACUCAUGUGGAUGGAUCCUCCCUCGAUAGGUCUCAAGAUGAGAAAUACCGCGGGCUCAAUAUCAUGGAGUCGCGUCCUACACAGGUCAAUUUAAACUCUAAUUUAGAGGGGAGAAUACAGAACCCUUUAGCUGGCAUCUCGAAAACUCUACUUUUGCAAGACGUUGACGAUUUCGCAACCAAGCAUGGACUUACGGAUGCGCUUCCACUGUUACGGAAAGGCGCACUGGUUGCCCAGGAUCCAAACUCAUAUGACGAAAUAGGAGGAGCGGAAGCUUUGGAUGAUUCUGAGGUGGAUGCUCUGCGUGAUGAGGUCCUUCACAAGUGGAAGCAAAGUUCCUUUCUGUAUAUCACCGUUAUUAUGUGUUCAGUUGGUGCUGCGGUUCAGGGUUGGGAUCAAACAGGUUCCAAUGGCGCCAAUCUAUCCUUUCCCGAAUACUUCCAUCUUGAUAAAGACACGACUCGCGGUGCCUUUCUCAUCGGUUUGAUAAAUGCCGCGCCUUACCUUGGAAGUGCUCUUGGCUGUUGGUUUUCGGACCCACUCAACAGUUUCCUUGGGCGAAGAGGGACGAUAUUUAUCUCUGCAAACUUUUGCUUAUGGUCUGUUUUCGGCUCGGCUUGGACCCAAACAUGGCAGCAAUUGUUAAUCUGCCGUAUACUACUCGGUAUUGGAAUGGGUGCGAAGGCAAGCACAGUACCUAUCUAUGCCGCCGAGAAUAGCCCUGCCAGCAUUCGUGGAGCCCUCGUGAUGUCAUGGCAGCUAUGGACGGCUUUUGGCAUCUUCCUUGGAUUUUGUGCAAAUCUGGCCGUCGCAAAUACUGGCCCGAUCUCUUGGAGGUUGCAGUUAGGAUCCGCCUUCAUUCCAGCUGUUCCGCUCGUAUUCGGUGUUUAUUUUUGUCCGGAGUCGCCGAGGUGGUACAUGAAAAAGGGUCAGUAUGGCAAAGCUUACGAAUCGCUCCUACGGCUUCGGAACCAUCCGAUUCAAGCCGCCAGGGACAUUUACUACAUCCAUUCGCAGUUGGAAUUGGAGGCCGAAAUUCUGGGCACGAACACGUACAAGACACGCUUCAUUGAGCUGUUUACUAUCCCUCGCUUGCGCAGAGCAACUGUGGCUGCAACCACCGUCAUGCUCGCACAGCAAAUGUGCGGAAUAAACGUGAUGGCAUUUUACAGUUCCACUGUAUUUGUUCGGGCAGGCGCAUCACGUAUCACGGCCUUGUGGGCAUCUUUUGGCUUCGGACUCAUAAAUUUCAUCUUCGCCUUCCCUGCAAUCUGGACUAUCGAUACCUUUGGACGUCGAGCUUUGCUGCUGUUCACUUUCCCCAACAUGGCGUGGAGUAUGUUGGCAGUGGGCCUCUGUUCUCUGAUCUCGAGUGCAGAAAAGACCCACCUUGCACUCAUGGCGUUCUUUAUAUAUCUUUUUGCUGCGUUUUAUUCGCCAGGGGAAGGUCCUGUCCCUUUUACUUAUUCGGCCGAGGUGUUUCCGCUUUCCCAUCGUGAAGUUGGCAUGGGAUGGGCCGUUGCAAUGAACCUUUUCUGGGCCGCAGUGGUUGGCAUUGCUUUGCCGUGGAUGUUAAACGCCAUGGGUACCAUGGGCGCCUUUGGAUUCUAUGCCGCAAUGAAUGUACUGGCAUUAUGUAUGAUAUUCCUCUGGGUUCCUGAGACGAAGCAGCGGACGUUGGAAGAGCUGGACUAUAUCUUUGCUGUCCCGACCCGGAUUCAUAUAAGAUAUCAAUUGAAAACAGCUCUCCCAUGGUGGAUCAAGCGAUACGUCCUGAUGAGAAAAGGACCUGGGCUCGAGCCUCUGUAUCACUUCGACUCGCCUUCGGGGCGUACAGGGACUGACCAAAUCUACGUUCACGACAGAAUACGAGAACACCAUACCAGCGAGGUGAGGGAAGGCGCUGCUGAACUUCCGGCGAACGGGCGAGAGAUGUCUCAGCAAGGUUAUGUUGGAUGGACGACGAUGAACUUUUAGCGUUCGUUUUUAUUUGGGUGAGCGAGGAGUUCAGGAUGAUUUUACCAUGGGUGGCGUUAUGAGCUUUUGUCUACGUGUACGCACUAGAAAUCUGACGAUCGUUGCAUGGCAGCUUUAGCUUGUUGACAACUUGUAGAUACCCAAUAUGUAUUUCUUGAAGCCACUGAGCACAGAAAUCAUACACGAGAUGUCGGGUUCGUCGGCCGGCUGGGAAGUCAACCAUC